UGCGUGACAGUGCAAAGGAGCAAAGGAUUGUAAACAGAGGUUCUUACACAUGCUUAGCUUCGUUGAGUUGAAAGUACAUAUUUGAAAAGGAACAGAACAAGGCUGAUUAAGAAAUACAUGAAAGGAGAACGUCUUCCAGUUACAGUAUCAGCACUUAUUAAAUGAUCAAAUACAAAAUAUUAAAGAAUAACAUAUUAUACAGUCUCAAUUGUUGAUUCCGUGAUUUAAAUAUGAGGUAAGAGUUAAAAUAUCUUUAAGACGCUGCUAGAUUUUUUUUAUUGAACAGUACCUGAUAUGAACCAGUCAUUGCGCAGUUGCAAAAAGUUUGUGCAUUUGGAUCUGAAAGGGGCACCUCCUAGAAUUGGCUACCUAAUUGAGCUGAUCCAGUUAUUUGCUGAUCUUGGUGCCAAUGGCUUGCUCAUCGAAUAUGAGGAUAUGUUUCCCUAUGAAGGAGAGCUGAAAGUUCUUCAAUCUACAACUCAGCCUCCAUACAGGCGUGAUGAGAUUGUGUCUAUCCAGGAUGCUGCCUACAGUAGAGGGCUGGAGAUCAUUCCCCUGGUUCAGACAUUUGGACAUUUGGAAUUUGUCCUGAAGCAUGAGGUGUUCAGAGAUCUGCGGGAGGUGGACUACUGUCUGGGCACCCUGAACCCACACCGUGAUGCAGGAGUUAGGCUGGUGCAAGAGAUGCUACAACAAGUCAUGAAGCUCCACCCUAAAAGUACCAGCUUGCACAUCGGAGCCGAUGAGGUGUACAUGCUCGGUCAUGGAGAUGAGUCCAAACAUUGGUUAGAUGUUCCAGGUCGGAGCGUUCACCAGCUGUUCCUCAGUCAUGUCAUUAAGGUGGCAAAGGCCGUUCAGGAGAGUGCGCCCAACCUUAAUUUGAUCAUGUGGGAUGAUAUGCUCAGGUCCAUGACCCCUGAGACCAUUAAAGAGAGUGGUCUUGUUGGAUUAGUGCAACCAAUGUUGUGGGAUUACAGCCCUACUCUAGAUGUGGAGAACACUGUCAUGCUAAUGGAACGAUAUAAGUCUGUGGGUAUGUCACAGCAGUGGGCCGCCAGCUCUUUUAAAGGCUCGACCACUGUGCACACCUGUGUGACCAGCACUCAGAGACAUCUGGACAACCAUUUACAAUGGCUCAAAGUAGCAUCCAGCCUGUCAGCUGGCAUUAAGAUACAGGGAAUUGCUCUAACUGGAUGGCAAAGAUAUGACCACUUGUCUAUUUUGUGUGAGCUGAUGCCUGUGGCUUUGCCCUCUCUGGGGUCCUGUUUGCAAACUCUUCUGCAUGGUGGCUUUACUGAAGAGGCUCAAAAGAAGGUGGUUGAGAAACUUGGUACUGUGGAUGUAGAAGACACAGAGAGAUUGUCUUCCAGGACGUCUUCCUCCUUUGCUGGGGCAAAACUAGCUGAACUCAUAGUGAAGCUGACGUCUUUGCUGGAGUCUGCAGAACUGAGACAUUUUCAGAACAAUAUGUUUGUGAGGGGCUGGUUCACACCCUACCACAGGCAAAAAAAGACAAUUAACCCACUUAUUGCACAACAGAUUAAAACACAGGCAAAAAUUAUUCUUGAUGCUGUGGAGAGCCAGGUGCAAGAGGUGAGAGGAGAGAUGUGUCUGCUGUACUCAGACUCUACAGUUCAGGAAUGGGUGGACCAACACAUCACUCCAGUGCUGGAGCCUCUGCACAACCUACUGAGAGACAUUGAAACUGUUUUAAAUGAAAUGGGACUUUGUACCGAAUCCAUAUCUUAAAGUUAGUCAACAAGUUUCUUUUGAAAACUUUCUUCGGUUCCAUUCAAGCUAGACUGUACUUGCAGUACAAUGUAAAACUGAAUGAAACAACUGAGAAAGCUUGUGUUUGUGAAUCACUGUUGUAUUAUUUUAGUUUUAAAAAUUAUAUUUUUGUUUGUAUUAUAAAGGUAAUGAAAUAACAUUAUUGUAAUAUUUAUUUUAAAACGAUUACCAACCAAUAUGUACAUAAAUGAAAUCUCUCAUUCUGACUUUGUGCUUAAUAAACGUUUU
Messenger RNA from Sinocyclocheilus grahami, 2019 nucleotides. RefSeq names its product hexosaminidase d (gene hexd). Bases 295 to 1749 code for a protein of 484 amino acids. The record is from RefSeq and is a predicted model, not a curated record. Gene Ontology annotation, molecular function: hexosaminidase activity. NCBI's taxonomy places the organism in Eukaryota, Metazoa, Chordata, Actinopteri, Cypriniformes, Cyprinidae. The transcript is spliced from 12 exons. Gene Ontology annotation, biological process: carbohydrate metabolic process.